This is a messenger RNA of Somion occarium, 1920 nucleotides long. The record is from the annotation of a GenBank genome assembly. Lineage: Eukaryota; Fungi; Basidiomycota; Agaricomycetes; Polyporales; Cerrenaceae.
AAGUUUUCAACGAAAUUCAAAGAAGUGGAAGUCCGUCAACGUUCUAAGUAUUACUUCAAAGUUCAUCAAGUCUUAGAGGUCGAAAGUAAACCCGGGCAUUGAGAGCUCAUCCAAUAACAAUACUAUGGAUCGUCAUGCCUCAGAUGCGGCGUCAACCGCACGUGCGAGCCUCGGAGAGCCGCCGAGAGUUAGUCGGAGUCCCGCUGCGUCGAAUUAGCUCUUCUCUUUUCUUCAGUCUACUUUCAUUCUAGCCACAUCUUAAACAUGGGCAUUCUUGAUAUUGUUCCUGCUGGAGUACUUACUGGCGACAACGUUCGCAAACUCUUCGAGUAUGCAAAGGAGCACGAGUUUGCCAUUCCCGCGAUCAAUGUGACCUCAUCGUCCACCGCCAAUGCCGUUCUCGAGGCUGCUCGCGACAUCAAAGCACCGAUCAUCAUCCAAGUCUCGCAAGGUGGAAGUGCGUACUUUGCUGGUAAGGGCCUUGCAAACGAUAAGCAACAAGCCUCCAUCCUUGGUGCCGUUGCUGCCGCACACCAUGUCCGUACUCUUGCAAAGGCGUAUGGCGUGCCCGUCGUCCUCCACUCGGACCAUUGCGCUGAGAAACUGCUACCCUGGUUCGAUGGUAUGCUCCAAGCUGACGAGGAAUACUUCAAGCAACACGGCGAGCCUCUCUUCUCCUCUCACAUGUUGGAUCUCUCCGAGGAACCCAAAGAACAGAACAUCGCCACCUGUGUCCAAUACUUCAAGCGCAUGGCUCCUCUCGGUAUCUGGCUCGAGAUGGAAAUUGGUAUCACCGGUGGUGAGGAGGACGGUGUAGACAACACCGGCGUGGAUAACUCCAAGCUUUACACUCAACCCGAAGAUAUCUGGGAUGUUCAAGAUGCCCUGUCCAAGGUCUCUCCUAAUUUCAGUAUUGCUGCUGCAUUCGGUAACGUGCACGGUGUCUACAAGCCGGGUAAUGUGAAGUUGCAUCCCGAGCUUUUGAAUAAACACCAAGUGUAUGCGGAGCAGAAGCUUGGUGGAACCAAGAAGAAGCCAUUAUUCCUGGUCUUCCACGGUGGCUCCGGAUCUACCAAGGAGGAGAUCAAGACUGCCGUUGAGAAUGGUGUUGUCAAGAUGAACGUUGACACCGACACCCAGUAUGCCUACCUUGCCGGUAUCAGGAACUUCGUCCUCGGCAAGGCUGAAUACCUCAAGACACAAGUCGGCAACCCCGACGGUGCUGAUAAGCCCAACAAGAAGUACUACGACCCUCGUGUUUGGGUCCGUGAGGGUGAGAAGACGCUUGUUGUUCGUGUCAAGGAGGCUUGCGCGGAUCUCGGCAACGUCGACCGUCUCUAGGAAUGGUAAAAUGUGGAUGGAAUGAAGGAGACAAUCAAUAGAUCAGUUGUACCCUGAGCAGUAAAUCCAAUCUGUAUUACGAUACGUUUUCAAUUUCUUCACAAUUUGCGUUAAAGGACUCUUGUAGGUAUACUCUUACGUCGGUAGUGCUUUUGCACAGUGUCAGCAAGGUGUGUGCUCGAUGAACUGUGUAGUGUGUUGACCGUGAAUUCUCCCUGCUUUCGUCGGUCAGGUACAGUAGAUCUGCGGCAGUUUCGCGACAGUAGUGAUACACUCCUUCACGUGAACCUAGAGUAUGUAAUUUUGAGACGAAACCCCGCAACGUUGCCUCCAUUCUAACGGCUUGCUGAGAAUGCCGAAGCCUCUAACUGACAGCGCGAUGGCUAGACGCCAACGACAACUCUGCCACUUAUCCGCUUUCUAGGACUCUUCGACGGAAGUCCUGUACUGAGGCCUGGGUCGCAAGGGUUCAACGGGGGAGCUCUUGAAGACAUCUUCCUAACAUCUGCAGAUGACCUCGCAAACCACACCCAAGAACGUCGAAUUCAGAUUCAACACGUCUAGCCAAAGAGCGAGAGU